Molecule: messenger RNA, 3491 nt
Organism: Conger conger (European conger)
Lineage: Eukaryota; Metazoa; Chordata; Actinopteri; Anguilliformes; Congridae
Gene: kcnn3
Product: potassium intermediate/small conductance calcium-activated channel, subfamily N, member 3
Exons: 9
Coding region: 1248-3491 (747 amino acids)
Biological process (GO): potassium ion transmembrane transport
Cellular component (GO): neuron projection; plasma membrane; neuronal cell body
Molecular function (GO): calmodulin binding; small conductance calcium-activated potassium channel activity
Source: RefSeq, a predicted model, not a curated record
CAGCUGAACUGCUACCUUUAAAAUAUGCCAUCCUUUUUAUAUUUUUACCAUAAAUAGUUGUAUUUUUUCUAGUUUUUUAUUUUCUUAUUAAACCGAAAUAUAAGUAGUUUAUAUGCCUAUAAUGAAAAUGCAUCCACGUUAAAAUAUUAAUUUAAUAAAAUAAUAUAGCAUAUACAAUUAACAUUUGGUUUGUGGGCAUCGUAACCAUGAUCGGAGGUCUCCAAACGAAGCAGGAAUUUUGGCACUGAUUACCAGACGGACAACAUCAUUAAGCCAGAACACGGAGGACCGGAGGAUUGUUUGAAACUGACAAACAUUCAAACGGAGUCUGUCGACGAAGGAGGUAACGGAAGCGGGCUUAUGGAACGGUCGUGACAACAUGAAAAAGAAAAGGUGUGGAGGAAUAUUUUCGCACAGCGUUUGAUUCAACUGGGAGAAACGGACAGAGGAGAGGUAGGAGAGAGUGAAACAGAUAAGGGUGUCGGAUGGAGAAGGCAGAAAAGGAGAUGUGCCGGGGGUAAGCGGAACGAAGAGAAGCGGAGGGAUAAAAAGGCUAAAACAAAGUGAGAAGAUGCUAGAAAUGAAAGAAGAGAUGGACUGUAGACAUAAAUACACAAAUAGAUGGAAAGGAAAGCAAUCAACUGCGUAUGUUAUGCUUUGAAACAACACGUUUUUAAAACCAUUGACAUUUCAAUUAAAUCAUAUUGCUUUUGUUUUGUUUUUUUGUUUGUUUUUUGUUUGUUUUUUUGCUAGUUGGGGUUAGAUUCCAGAAAUUGAGUAUUAUGUAAGUAAAAUAAGUGAAUACCAGUUUUGCACGAAGAUGUAAAGAGGGAGGCUAGAGAUAAAGAGGAAGAGGCAAAUAAAGAGGGAUGUUAAGGGGAAGGAAAUUACCUGAAAUCUUCUGGGGCUAAAAAUAUGAAUUCCAAAUCUGACCACUUCUCUUCUGGAACUACAUAGAUCCAUAUCCCCCUCCCCCUAACCCCUUCACAUUCAACCUACUCCCUCUUCCCCCUUCCCUUCAUCCCUUCCUCUCAUCCAUCCUCAACUCUACCCAUCUGUCACCCCAUCCUAGCUCUUGUGCAUCUUUUCUCCGUCCUUUUACAUUGCAUUCCCUCACUAAUAAAACCUAAAUCUCUCUCUCUCUAUCUCUCUCUCCCUAUCUGUCUCUCUUGAGCUCUCCUGCCUCUUCCACACACCCAAACUAGCACACUCUCACAACAGCUAGUCCCACCUGCUCCAUUUAAACAAUGGAGCCUCCACCUUCUCUGAGCUUGGCCCUACUGGCUGAGGGCGAGGAGGAAGAGCAGCACCCCCCCCUUCCAUUGAGUGGUCUCCCGCACCCAGCUACUUCUGGAACGUACCCCGGAACAAACCACUCCAACCACACGGGAGGCACUAGCCUAGAUCGGAUCAAUGGCACGCCAUCCCCAACCACCCCUAGUGUACCCCCAACCGGCCUUCCCAAGCUCCCCCUGGCUUCAGUCCAACAGCUUCCCCCAGCCGUUCCAAAUGCCCUGCACCCCGCUAGCACACCCCUGUCAUCCUGCCUGGGCAGCCAGCACAGCCUAAGUGGGGAUAACUCGCCCGUUUAUAACGCUCUCUUCUACUCUUCGCACUCGCCCUCCGCCGAGAGGGAGAGAGAGCGGGAGCGGGGGUGCAAGCACCGGCAAGCCAGCCCGCUGGUCCACCGGCGGGACAGCAACCCCUUUACCGAAAUCGCCAUGAGCUCCUGCAAGUACACCGGUGGGGUGAUGAAGCCCCUGAGCCGCCUGAGUGCGUCCAGGAGGAACCUCAUCGAGUCGGACAGCGGGAGCGACACCAAAGAGGGAGGGGCCCCAGGACGGGACCGAGAGAAGGAGGGAGGGGCGGCACCACCGCAGCAGGGCCAGACCCAGAACCCCCCCGAAAUCGUCAUAUCCUCCAAAGAGGACUCGCCUUACAGUUACGACCUGGACACCACCUCCAACCAGAUGUCCAUCUACCAUCAGAACCACAACCUGUCGGAGAGCCGGGGGGCUCUGGGAAGCUCUGGGGGGGUGGGUAGCACAGCUAACAGCCGGGGGGGUGGGGGUAGUACCGGGGGGACCAGUAAUUCCAAGGCCCCAAAACGGAAGAACCAGAAUAUUGGGUACAAGCUGGGCCACCGGAGGGCGCUGUUUGAGAAAAGGAAGAGGCUGAGUGACUACGCCCUCAUCUUUGGGAUGUUCGGCAUUGUGGUCAUGGUCAUCGAGACAGAACUCUCUUGGGGCGUUUACAGCAAGAGUUCCAUGUACUCGCUGGCUCUGAAGUGUCUUAUCAGCCUGUCCACUGUCAUCUUACUGGGACUCAUCAUUGCCUACCAUGCCCGUGAGGUGCAGCUCUUCGUCAUCGACAACGGGGCGGACGACUGGCGCAUCGCCAUGACGAUGGAGCGGGUGCUGCUGAUCGCGCUGGAGCUGCUGGUGUCGGCCGUGCACCCGGUGCCGGGGGACUUCCGCUUCCACUGGCGGGCGCGGCUGGCCUUCUCCUACGCCCCCUCGCUGGCGGAGGCCGACCUGGACAUGGUGCUGUCGGUGCCCAUGUUCCUGCGGCUCUACCUCAUCGCCCGCGUCAUGCUGCUGCACAGCAAGCUGUUCACCGACGCCUCGUCCCGCAGCAUCGGCGCGCUCAACAAGGUACACUUCAACACGCGCUUCGUGAUGAAGACCCUGAUGACCAUCUGCCCCGGGACCGUGCUACUGGUCUUCAGCAUCUCUCUGUGGAUCAUCGCCGCCUGGACCGUGCGCGUCUGCGAGAGGUACCACGAUGCGCAGGACGUGACCAGCAACUUCCUGAGCGCGAUGUGGCUCAUCUCCAUCACCUUCCUGUCCAUCGGCUAUGGAGACAUGGUGCCCCACACCUACUGCGGCAAGGGCGUCUGCCUGAUCACCGGCAUCAUGGGGGCCGGGUGCACGGCGUUGGUGGUUGCCGUGGUGGCCAGGAAACUGGAGCUGACCAAGGCGGAGAAGCACGUCCACAACUUCAUGAUGGACACCCAGCUCACGAAGAGGAUAAAGAACGCUGCAGCCAAUGUGUUGAGGGAGACCUGGCUGAUCUACAAGCACACCAAACUCGCAAAGAAGAUCGACCACUCCCGAGUACGCAAACACCAGCGCAAGUUCCUGCAGGCCAUUCACCAACUCCGCAGUGUGAAGAUGGAGCAGAGGAAACUCAGUGAUCAGGCCAACACCCUGGUGGAUCUCUCAAAAAUGCAGAGCGUGAUGUAUGAGCUGAUGUCGGAGCUGAACGAGCGCAGCGAGGACCUGGAGCGGCAGAUGCUGAGCCUGGAGACGCGGGUGGAGCAGCUGACGGCCGGGUUCAGCGCGCUGCCCGCCCACCUCUCCGCCACGCUGAGCGCCCAGCACACCGCCCUGCUGCACCUGCUCCGCGAGAGGGACCCCAGGGCCACGCCCGAGACAGCCGGGGGGCCGGGGGCCGAGGGCAGCCCCAACACCAGCUCCUCCAGCUGCUGA